Raphanus sativus (radish) is the source of this 3890-nucleotide messenger RNA. Its product is annotated as disease resistance protein RPS6. The record is from RefSeq and is a predicted model, not a curated record. Bases 122 to 3652 code for a protein of 1176 amino acids. NCBI's taxonomy places the organism in Eukaryota, Viridiplantae, Streptophyta, Magnoliopsida, Brassicales, Brassicaceae. The transcript is spliced from 6 exons. Gene Ontology annotation, molecular function: ATP hydrolysis activity; ADP binding. Gene Ontology annotation, biological process: defense response; signal transduction.
GAUGUAAUCAAGUCACCAAAUAGUCAAGAAGAGGAAACUUCCGCCCAAGUUGCAGCUGAAAAGUCGCAGAAACACACAUGCAAUUGCUACAUCUUCUCUGAUCUUAUCUGAACAAUCUUGUAUGGCUUCUUCUUCUUCGUCAUCCUCUUCUCGCAAUUGGUUAUACGAUGUUUUUCCGAGCUUCAGUGGAGAAGAUGUCCGCAAGACGUUCCUCAGCCACUUUAUGAAGGAGCUAGAUCGGAAACUUAUCAUUGCUUUCAAAGACAAUGAGAUCGAGAGAAGCCGAUCGCUUGGUCCGGAGCUUAGACAAGCGAUUAAGGAUUCAAGGAUUGCGGUGAUCAUUUUCUCCACAAACUACGCCUCUUCAAGCUGGUGUAUGAAUGAGUUGCUUGAGAUUGUGAAGUGCAAAGAAGAGUGUUGUCAAAUGGUCAUACCGGUUUUCUACGGUUUGGAUCCUUCACAUGUGAGGAAACAGACGGGAGACUUCGGGAAGAUCUUUGACCAGACAUGCAAAAAUAAAACAGAGGACGAGAUCAUUCGAUGGAGGGGAGCUUUGAUUGAUGUAGCUAACAUCCUUGGAUAUCAUAGUGUCACCUGGGAUAACGAAGCAAGGAUGAUCGAGGAAAUCGCUAAUGAUGUUUUGGGUAAAUUGAAUUUAUCUCCAUCAUAUGAGGUUGAGGAUUUUGUUGGAAUUGAAGAUCACAUCAGAGCUAUGAGUUCAUUGCUUGAUUUGGAAUCCGAGGAAGUGAGAAUGGUCGGGAUAUGGGGUCCCUCUGGAAUCGGCAAGACUACCAUUGCAAGAGCUCUAUUUAAUCGACUUUCUCGUCGGUUCCAAAGUAGUGUUUUGAUAGAUAAAGUUUUCAUAUCCAAGAGCAUGGAAUUUUAUAGAGGAGCUAAUCUAGGUGACUAUAACAUGAAAUUGCACUUGCAAAGAGCUUUUCUAGCGGAAGUUUUAGAUAUGAGGUAUAUAAAGAUAGACCAUCUAGGUGCAGUGGAAAAGAUGCUAAGGCACCGAAAAGCUCUUAUCUUUAUUGAUGAUUUGGAUGAUCAAGACGUGCUAGAUGCCUUAGCGGGAAGAACUCAAUGGUUUGGAAGUGGGAGUAGAGUCAUUGUGGUUACAAAAGAUAAGCAUCUUUUAAGGGCUCAUGGCAUUGAUCACAUUUACGAGGUACAUCUCCCUUCUUAUAAACUCGCUCUCCAGAUGUUUUGUCGGUCUGCCUUCAGAAAGAAUUCUCCACCUGAUGGUUUUAAAGAGCUUGCUUCUGAAGUUGUAUUCUGUGCCGGUAGCCUUCCAUUGGGUCUUGACGUUUUGGGUUCUAAUUUAAGGGGCAGGGACAAAGAAGACUGGCUGGAUAUGUUGCCGAGGCUUCGAAAGUGUUUGGAUGGAAAGAUUGAGAGAACACUAAGAGUCAGCUAUGACGGGUUAACUAACAAGAAAGAUAAAGCAAUAUUUCGUCACGUUGCAUGUCUUUUCAAUGGGAGGAAAGUUGAUCACAUUAAACUGCUACUAGAAGAUAGCAACUUGGAUGUUAAUAUUGGGCUUAAGAAUUUAGUUGAUAAAUCUCUUAUCCAUGAAAGAUACAAUUCUGUGGAAAUGCACUCUUUGCUACAAGAAAUGGGUAAAGAGAUCGUCCGUACACAGUCCGAUGAACCUGGAGAACGAGAAUUCCUUAUGGAUUCGAAGGAUAUUUGGGAUGUACUUGAAGAUAAUACUGGUACCAAAAGGGUUUUGGGUAUAGAGUUGAUGAUGGAUGAGACUGAUGAACUUCAUGUACAUGAGAAUGCCUUCAAAGGGAUGCGUAAUCUCCGUUUCCUAGAAAUUUUCGGAUGUAACGUUGUUAGAUUGCACUUACCCAAAAACUUCGACUAUUUGCCUCCUAGUCUCAGAUUAUUGUCUUGGUAUGGGUAUCCGAUGAGAUGUAUGCCUUCUAAGUUCAAUCCUGAAAAUCUCAUCAAGCUUGUGAUGCGUGAAGGCAAUCUCGAGAAGCUGUGGGAAGGAGUUGCGUCACUUACAUGUCUCAAGGAAAUAGAUUUGACCCUAUCUGAAAACCUAAAGGAAAUCCCAGAUCUUUCGAAGGCCAUGAAGCUCGAGAGGCUUUGUCUUGACUUUUGCUCGAGUUUACUGGAGCUUCCUUCCUCUAUUCGGAAUCUUAAAAAACUCAGGGAUUUGGAAAUGAAUUUUUGCACAAACUUGGAGACUAUUCCAACUGGGAUUUAUCUCAACUCUUUUGACGGCUUUGUUCUUUCUGGAUGCUCACGGUUGAGAAGGUUUCCUGAAAUCUUAACCAACAUCUCAGAGUCCUCUUCUAAUUUGAGUCUUGAUGUGCUUAACAUGACCAACCUAAAGAGUGAGAACCUAUGGGAAGGAGUGCAGCAGCCGUUUACACCCACUUUGACGAGGUUGUGUCUCUCGGAAAUCCCAAGUAUGGUGGAGCUUCCGUCUUCAUUUCAGAAUCUCAAUAAACUGAAGCAGUUGGACAUUCGAAACUGCAUAAAUCUGGAGACUCUUCCAACAGGCAUUAACCUCCAAUCACUCGAAUUUCUAGUUCUCUCCGGAUGCUCACGGUUGAAGAGUUUUCCUAAUAUCUCAAGAAACAUCCAAUACCUCAAUCUAAGCUUUUCAGCGAUAGAAGAGGUUCCUUGGUGGGUUGAGAAAUUCUCUAGGCUCAAAGAUCUAAAUAUGGCGAACUGCAACAACUUAAGGCGUGUAUCCCUAAACAUUUUAAAACUGAAACAUCUUGAGAAGGUUGACUUUUCGAACUGCAUGGCAUUGACUGAAGCUAAGUGGGAUGAUAGUCCAAGCCUUGUGGCAAUAACGCCAGACUAUGUUCACUCUAGUCUCCCUGACGAGGCUUCUUAUCUUCCUGACCGCUUUAUCUCAAUGGUCAACCUCAAUUUCGUUGGCUGCUUCAACUUUGAUCCUAAAGUUCUAUUUCAACCACAAACAGUUCCCAUGCAAGUAAUACUAUCAGGUGAAGAAGUGCUUUCAUAUUUCACUCACCGCACUACAGGAACCUCUCUCACCAAUAUCCCUCUACCUCACAUCUCUCCCUCCCAACCAUUCCUCAGAUUUAAGGCCUGCGCCUCGUGUGAAUUCCCUCUUGAUACAUUUGGUAUUAAUCAUUUCAAAAUUCAGGUACAUUUUCGGUUUAUAUGCAUAUCCGGGAAUCACUUUGAUCAUACUGAUUUGCCACGAGGAUUCUCAACAACGGGGUUGGGAAACCAUCUGGUUAUAUUCGACGGUUGUUUCCCUCUAAACAAAGACAUUACGCCUCUAGCUGAUCAACUUACGUACCAUCACAUGGAUAUACAAUUUCUUUUCAUAAAGGAAGACUGUGAGUUUCAAGUAAAAGGAUGCGGCAUACUUCUUCCCGAGAACGGUCAGUCACUGAGUAACCAAACUUGUAGACCAAACAUUCUUCCACAUGUUUUUGGAGGAAGCACAAGCAACAAUGGUUAUUUGGGAGGCCAUGAGACCGUACACAGCCAAGAGUGUGGAGAUAGCGCUCUGGAGAGUAAUCCAGAUAAAAAUAUUUCACAUGUUUUUGAAGCUGAUGAAGGCAAUGUUGUUAAUGAUGGAUGCCAUGUGUCUGACCAAAUUAACGAAUCUGUAGAGACAUUGAGAAACAGCAAGCGCAUGCGGACUACGUGAAGAAACACUGGAUCUUAGAUUGUAAAUCUUCGAUAAAUUUUACCUUCAUGGAUGUUUUGCUGAUUCUAAAGCAACAACAAGAUACUAGCUAGGAGGAUAGCUAAUGAAUUUCAUAUUCAUAGAAUUGUUGUUUGCUCGGUGAAGUUUUAAAAGAAACGUGUGUGUGGCAUUGGACAAAGGUCCAAACUGUGAGUACUGAGAUAUAAUCAAAAUUGUCCGUGUGGCUGUGGAUCGAUCA